AUGAACACGAGUCAUCAGAUUCAAAACGAUUUUCCUGUACACUGUGUUAUAUACAGUUUUAUUGGUGGUAAGCCAGAUCAUUUGUCCGAUUUACCCUAUGCUGUUCUCGUUGCCUUGAUCGUAAUCCACGCCACGACCUGCCCUUUUGUCAUUGUGUUGAAUCUGUUGGUAAUGAUCGCUGUGAAGACCAAAGCACGCUUGCGGAGCAUGUCUAACAUAGCAUUAGCCUGUUUAGCCUCGACUGACGUGAUGGUCGGAUUAGUUGUCCAGCCUCUUCUUAUUGCUCAGAUGGUGAACCUUAUCCAAGGGGAGACCACAGCCGGUGCAUGCUCAGUACAAAGUGCCACAGGAUUUUUCAUCACCUUCUUUUGCUUUUCUUCCUCUCUUCAUCUCUUCUUAAUAACAGUGGAUCGGUACAUCGCCAUCAUGCGUCCCUAUAUUUACAUUCAAACCGUCACCAAAGCUCGUGUACUGAUUGCCACAGCUCUUGCAUGGACCCUGUCUGUAAUUGUACACAUCGUGUCGUUUAUUGACGAGGAACGUUUUAGAACUAUCAUUAGUGUUGUCGUAGUUUCACUUGUUGCAAUCAUCGCUGUCUGCAACAUAAUAGUUUAUCGUGAGGUUCAUCGCCACGAAAAGCAAAUAGCAGCUCAGCAAGUCGACGUAGUGACCAGAGAAAACUUUUUAUCUCAAAAGAGAGCUUUUAAAUUAACAUUGACGAUCAUUGCACUUUUAGUUAUAAGUUUCUUGCCUGUAAUUAUUUUUAGAAGGCUCAAGGAGCCCCUGAAAAGGAUUGUGAGCUUUGGUACAUUGAGUUGCAUUUUUAUGGCUGUCUAUAGUUUACCGGCUUUUAACUCUUUUGUUAAUCCGUUUAUUUACUGUAUAAGGUUAAGACAGUUUCGAGUCUCAUUCAUCGAAUUACUGAUGCAGAAAAACCACCACGAAGCUGUAGAAUUUGAAGGUAGAAUAUUUGGAACAAACGUUGUGGUCAGUUUUGAAUCCAACCGGAGGGGAAAGAGAGAGCAACAACAUACUAACCAGGCCAAUGUCAUAAGGUCAACAACCAGAGUUAAAUAA
Molecule: messenger RNA, 1077 nt
Organism: Porites evermanni
Lineage: Eukaryota; Metazoa; Cnidaria; Anthozoa; Scleractinia; Poritidae
Source: the annotation of a GenBank genome assembly